AUGCUCCCCGAAAAUGCCGCAGCCACCCACAUCAGCGAGAGCGAUGGUGCGCUUGACGGUGACAACAGCGACGACGACGAUGCCGAUGGAGCAAGCUAUUCAUUUCUAUUAUCUCCAGGGGAUAAUCCAUCUCAAGAUGUGCCAAUCGAAUGGAAUCGGGGCUCCUCCUGGAUCUCGGGAUCCAGACUGAUAGUCCGCCUUCGAUCUUGGUUUCCCCUAUCAUUUAGCCGCGGUAAUGGAGACUUGUAUAAUGCAGCACCCGCCACCGAAGCUGGACGAUAUCGGGUAGGGAUGAACACUUCUAGAAAGAAAAGUGUCGCCAUUUCGGGAUCGUGCAUGUCGAUUGUGUUUACUCUUCGAGCGAUCGUUUGCUGUUCCUGGGGAAAUCUUCUCCUCGUCUUUGUCCCGAUUGGCAUUGUAACCUAUAUAUCGAAGGCCCACCCGUCCAUUAUUUUCGCAUCUAACGCUAUCGCAAUCAUUCCAUUGUCAGGACUACUAGCCUAUGCUACCGAAAACAUUGCUAGCGAUAUGGGAGACACUGUUGGUGCUCUCAUGAAUAUUAGCUUUGGUAACCUGGUCGAAGUGAUUAUCUUGACGGCUUUAUUCAACAACCAGAUCCGCAUUGUCCAAGCAUCUCUCCUUGGAUCGAUCCUCGUCAACCUAUUGUUAAUCCUUGGCACAGCUAUUAUAGCUGGGAGUUUCCAGGAUCAAGAACAAGCAUAUAGUAUUUCCAAUUCGCAGGCUCUUGCAUGCCUUCUCUCCUUCUCUGUUUUCAGCUUAUUAAUACCACUGAAAUCUCACGCGUACUUGGCCAGCCCUGUCCACCAUCAUGAAGCUUAUGUGCGGUCUCGUAUUGGGCCCUUGGUGCAGCGAAGUCAAGAACAGAGCCAUACUAGGGGUUCAUCUACCUCGUCAAUUUCGCGUACUAUUAGAUUUGCGGAUGAAGAUCUUAGACUAGCUCUUGAUUCAAACGUCAUGGCAAAGAACAUCAAACUAGACACGAUAGACAGUGGACAACAGUCUGAGCCGACCGCCGAGACCACAGUCCAGUCUGUUAUGGGGAAUUUCAGCAACCAUAUCGAUCAGCCCAACGGGGGCAUAGGAGGUACUACGGCUACUGGGCAGGGUAAAGCGGGUACAGCAUAUCUACCCUGCUCAGCGGCUCAUUCUUCUUCUGUAUGGCCACAUUCACUUCGAACGCCUCCAAACCAGGACGAAUUACUGCCUCCUAGUACAACCAGACAAGGGCUCGUCAGAUCCGCAUCCAGUAUCCCCCUCCUCUAUUUCUCUCGUGGAAGUUUAGACCACGCACCUAACGAUGAUUUCUCCAACAAUUCCCCCAUCAUCAGUCGAGCAACCUCCUUGGUCCUCCUCAUCUCCUCCUCGGUCCUCGUUGCAUUUUGCGCCGAAUUCCUCGUCAAUACAAUUGAUGACAUGGUCGCCCACAGCCCACUCUCGGAGCCUUUUAUCGGCCUGAUCAUUCUACCCGUCGCCGGUAAUGUUGCUGAACAUAUCACCGCUGUAACGGUCGCUGCAAAAAACAAAAUGGACCUUGCUAUCGGUGUAUCUGUGGGCUCAUCUAUUCAGAUCGCCUUGUUCGUGACCCCAUUGGUUGUUAUUAUGGGCUGGAUUAUGGAUAGGGAUAUGACAUUGUAUUUCAGCCUUUUUGAGACGGUAACGCUGGUGGCGACAACCUUUUUGGUGAACUUUGUGAUUUUGGAUGGAAGAACGAACUAUAUGGAGGGAAGUUUACUUUGUGCUUGUUAUGUUAUUAUCGGCGUGGGAGCGUAUCUAUUUCCUGGGCCAGACGCGCAAAGUCCAGGUUGA
Molecule: messenger RNA, 1827 nt
Organism: Venustampulla echinocandica
Lineage: Eukaryota; Fungi; Ascomycota; Leotiomycetes; Helotiales; Pleuroascaceae
Exons: 5
Coding region: 1-1827 (608 amino acids)
Biological process (GO): calcium ion transmembrane transport; intracellular calcium ion homeostasis
Cellular component (GO): fungal-type vacuole membrane
Molecular function (GO): calcium:proton antiporter activity
Source: RefSeq, a predicted model, not a curated record